Messenger RNA from Marasmius oreades (fairy-ring Marasmius), 5187 nucleotides. RefSeq lists its product as uncharacterized. The record is from RefSeq and is a predicted model, not a curated record. Lineage: Eukaryota; Fungi; Basidiomycota; Agaricomycetes; Agaricales; Marasmiaceae. The coding region runs from base 1 to 5187 and encodes 1728 amino acids. The transcript has 7 exons.
AUGACGAAUAGAACCACCCCUUCAUCGUCUUUACCUAGGCCACGAACAAAUUCGACUGUCGUUCCCUCCACUUCAUUACCAUCCAGCGUACCCUCUCCACCUUUCAAACCGACACCACCUUCAGCGCUCCUUGCUUCACACAACUCCAACCCCAACGCAUCGCGGUCACCAUCGUUUUCUAGUCAAGCUGGAUCACCUUCGAGCAACAUGACCUCCAUGCCGAGCACCAGUACGCAACGAACCCUCAAAAAGCCUAUUCCGGGCGCUCGGUCGGCGAGUGGUAGUGUCGGGUUGAAGGAAAAGGGGCAAGAGACGAGGAAACCGCUGAACAGGAAGGUCUCUUCGGUACUUUUACCUCCAGCUGACAAGUCGAAUGGCGGCAAUGCGAACGAAGGCUCAUCAUUUAACGGGGCAAAGAACCGAGUCGAGUUGCCAAAUGCCCCAGCGACGGUACGGUCGAAUUCCAUCAAGAGGAAGCCGGUUCCGGUUACAGAUGAGCACGCAACAUCGACAACACCGGGGCCUAACGUUCCCUUUGUCACGGCGUCAGAGGCUGAAUCGAGUACAGGGUACCAACGGAAACCUACAAGACCUCCACCCAACCCUAGACCACGCGUCUCCUCGGUCACUGCAUGUCCUUCGCACUCGACCAGUUCAGUACUUCUGCCACGUCCGACAAAUCGAACCGUUUCCCCUUCACCUGCACCAUCACCAUCCAAUUCUACUAUUUCAAAUACCCUCCAAAACUCUUCUCGUGCAUCCACUCCGUCCUCUCGUUUUACAAAUCAGUCAACUACUUCCUCUCCUUCAACAUCGAAAAUAACUGUUACCUCCCCUACAAGAAAACCUAGCUCGAGGUUACGAGCGCCAUCCCUUGCCACCAAGUCGACGUCUUCCACCCCUUCACUUCCGUCUCUACCUUCUUCCCAACAAGUCACCCCCAAGUCACCGUCUCGGUCACCGCCCAAGCCCAACCAAAGUCAGAGCUCGGCGGCCUCUUCAUCGCGAACAAUACGUUCAGCACCAUCCUCUGUUCGACGGCUGAGCCAGGUUCAGGGAGCGUCACCGAACGCGAGUGGUGUAUCUUCACCUUCUGCCCCAGAGAUACCAGUAUCUCGUCGACCUGUUCAACAACCCACCUCCACCUCUUCCGUUAUACCUCCAUCUCGAUUACGAACACCGUCAUUGGGGAAUAUUUCCUUACCGUCGAAAGUUACAUCCACCGUUAACACAACGCCUCCCGCUAGAAGGCUACGGACGUCUUCUACGGUAACAUCAGGUAACGCGAACAUUGCGGAUACAUCUGCAUUUACUUCACCCUCGACUACGUCGGCAUCAGUAAUCAGACCUGUACGUGCGAUUCCGUCAUCCACCUCAGAUACGAGUUCUGCACCUCGACGACUGCCAAAUACGCCGCCGUCAGUACCAACUUCCCUUGGACCGGCCGCUACGUCCACGACGAUUAAGGCGUUUCUCUUUCCGCCUAUUGAGGGUGGAGACGAGACGAGUGGUGGGAGUUUGUAUAGUCAGACGUCGGCUUCGCAAAAGGAGGAUGCUAUGUUGCAGCCGGAACCGAAUGGACUAACCGGUCGUGAAGAUCACAACCAGCAGAAGGCCCUUGAGACGCUCAUGAACGCGAAAGUCACCCCGAGUGCAGAUGUCUCACAGCCGUCGCGCAAUCCUUCGUUAUCCAAUCGCAAUGCGUCCAGUACCUCGACAAUGCUGCGGUCGUCAAGGUCAAGUGCUACAUCAGAAACUCCGACUCGCGCUUUGACAGUGGAAACAAGAACCAAGAAGACAACGACUUCGAAGUCUUUGUUACGACCGUCUGGACCUAGGGAGCCCUUAUCUGCAAAAACUCCCACCUCAGCUCCCACUGAGUAUUUGACCAGUACCACCGCUUUUCCCGCCUCGUCUCCCGACAUCUCCACUUUACCCGCAGUAGCGUCACGAUUGCGCCCUCCAUCGCCACCGGUUCCCACUCUAACCCCAAAUCGGUCGUUUUCUUCUCUGAUAUCGAUCUACACCUCUUCCACGAUUGGGGCACCAUCAUCCUCGGUCUUGUCGUCACCUUCACCCUCGUUAUCAGAAGCUUCAUCUGAUACAGGUAUGUGGAGACGCGUUGCGCCUCCGCCGACCUCAAUAUUCGGGUUCGGGAUGUCUGGGAGUGCGCGAUCGUGCGACGAAGGGAAGGGGAAGAGAGGGAGAAUACCCUCAUUUGAGGAUCCUUCUUCUGGUGCUAACGAGCGUGAGGACGUAGACCUUACCAAGAGGAGAGAGAAAUCGAUGAGCAUUGGAACCGUUCGCGCUCACGAUGGAUUGGGGGGUAUGAUGAGAGAUGAGGAUGGGAGAACGGUUGGAGAUGAUCCUGAUGGAAGUCGAGCACCACCUUCAACUCAUUCUAUAUCCUUUCCGAAUUCUUCUUCACCCCCAGCUCUCACUUCCUCAUUACAUUCAAGGAUGUCGCCGGUGCCCCGUACUCACCGCUUAUCGCAGAGUAUUACACCAGCUACCAUCUUCACUACGCCUUCCGCAACAUCUCCCAAUCGCGCUCGUUACUCCGCCAAACGACUCUCUUUUGUUCAGAGGCUGGGUGCUGACGAUAUGAAGCGUCUACUCUCGAAGCCAGCUGUGGUUUCGGGAUACUCUAGCCCUAGUGAUUCUGAGAACCAUGCUCAUCGGAAACCCAGCACGCCUGUUUUUGGCACCACUCCAACACUACCAGUUUCUCCUCGAAGAAGAGUAGCGAGUGAAGAGUCUCGUCGCACCACCUCGAAGUACGAAGACUUCAAUUCGGCUUCGGAUGUGACGUCGAAGCGGCCUGUCACAGCUGCUAGCAAUUGGGUUGCGCCUUGGGAUGUACAAGAGGGUAAUGGCGUAUCAUCAGCGACGCCUGCUGAAGUGAAGAAAGGUUUUAAUUUGUUGAGUCGAACACCAUCUCUUCGUAGGCUAGCUUCCGAAGAGCUUAUGACCUGGAGGAAGGAGAAGGAGGUCAAGUCAACCUCGAAGGAGGCAAAGAAGACACGGAACAUACUUAGGAAACCCUCUCUCAAGAACCUCCCGACUCUGGAAGGUUCUUCGUCGUCGAAUCUAUGCCCACCUCGGUCGAAUGCAAGGAGUCCGUCGCCAGCUCGUUCAGGAAGCGGAAACACGUCGUCUUCACGUGCAUCUAGUCCUACGCGUGCACUGCUUAAACCUGUGUUAAGCCCCGCUCCUCGUACGCCGGCUGAAGAAAUCAUGAUGGCGUAUAAACAACAGGCAGCGCGGGAACAGAUUAUUGAGAGGGAUUUUGGCGAUGAAGUGAAGGCUGGGGAAGUUUUUGCGAUGGAAGAGAAGGAUAGGAAUGCAGCGAGGAAGUUGCGGGAUAUUGAGGUCGGGAUGGGCAUAAGGAACGACGAAACUGCCAUGUCUUCGUCAACUGCUACACCGGUUCAAGAUCCAACGCCAGCAAAGCAUCCACCCUCCCUUGCACCGACUGCAAAAAUGGGGUCGCUGCCGAAGCGUGAAGGUCAUGCUUCGACAGCAACUCAAGGCAGGAAACGACAACCAGAACAAUUACCUGCCGCUCCUCAUAACCCCCACUCUCCUUCUUAUAACCUUCUGGAGUCAACAACCGGACAGGUUGUGGCCAUUGGAAGCGAAAAGGAUGCAUUUCUUCCAUCGUUUUGGGAUACUCCUGCAAUAAAUGUUGCUUCGCAACUUGGCGUCGGGAAUGGUGACGUCUUGCCGAAAACCUCUCAACCUCCCAUGACCUCAUCGGAUGUAAAUCUGCAUUCCUCUGUUGGAACUGGCCGUGCCAGUUUACAGGAACGGAGAUCUUCGCUUUUACGGCCAUUGACGGUGUCACCUCCCGAACCACGCAACCUCCGGAUGUCUUUAGACCGCUCCCGAGAAGCAGCCCGUCCCGCUGUCGCUGCGUUUGAUCUUCAUUCACCAUCCGCUUCACGUACAAAUCACUCAACCCUCGCCUCGUCUAUACCCAUCUCCUACGGAACAAAGGCGAGUAAGGGAGGAAUUUGGAAUCUGAUGAAGCGGCGUAUCUCCGCGGGUGGUUUGAGAGAGAACUACCAUCAAUCCGGGGACAGCGAAGCUUCCUUAUCAAACACACCACCUCCUGUUCCACCUCUUCCAAAGGGUUUAGUGGCCACGAAUGUCCAUCCACCGACGAAAUUGAAGUCACCGACAGCUCCACCAACUCCCAUGGGUCCUCUUGGUUCUCCGUACGCGGCCACUUCGCCUGUGCCAUUGAAACCCAGACGAUCGAUGGGAGAUUGGCGACCGGGAACGUCUCCAGGCGCCUCUAAGGCACAUACUACCUCAUCUACCUCGAGCAUUACUACAGGGCCUAGCGCUACCACUCGAUCUUGGUCGCCUGCUUCCCCCUGUAAUCCCCCUGGAGAGUCACGGAGCUCCUCUAGCUCUUACGGCGAAGAAGUCCCUACUCUUCUAUCAAGCAAAAAACGGAACGCUGAAGUACUACAACAGCAUAUCCUCUCCCCGAGUGAGCUUUCCCGGCUUCAGCGCGAUUUCGAACAGGAAUAUGAGAAGAAUGACCGUUUGGCCACCACGAGGCCUGUGCUGUCCAAAAUCGUCGCUGGCACCCCGUCGACCUCGGUGGUCACUUUUCCUCGUUCAACUAGAACGGGUCCAUCAAUUAGGAAAAGUGAUGAAUGGAUGAUCGUAGGCAAUCCCGUUGACCCACCUUCAUUUUCCCUUCCAGUUCCUCGUUACAAACCACGCAACCCGUCAUCCCCGUCAAGGCCAAGCACGGCGCCUGUCCUUCCUCCAGCUCUUCCGACGCCUAUCAAGAGUAUGAAGACGCCCGUAACUUCCCCUAGUCAUCACAUUUUAUCGCUUCAGAAAACUUUUACGAGCGACGACAAGCCCGGAACCCUGCCACAAAGUCGAAAGUCAACCUCGGCGAUACCGAGACCAUCAGUUUCCAGCUCCAGCGUUCCGUCUCCCUCAAGAUCGGGGGUGGUCUUUCGAGAACUUCCUUCGUUUAGCCGCACUGUCAAGGAUACCUGGACUGAGAAGGAGAAGGCUGAUAAGUGGGAUGACCUCUUGCUGAGAAGUGAUCUAGCUGGGGGGACAUUGCACUUGGGGGCGGCGGACCGCCUUGAAUCGGACGACCUCGAGCUGCGGUUGUCUGUUGCAGAUCCGGAGGACGAUAGAAACCUUUCAUGA